GUUUCUGACAAAAGAAAGUGUUUCUUCGCUCCGUCGCAGAGGUUUCGGAGGGACUCGGGGGUGCGGAGCUCAUGGAGGAGCCUGCGGACUCUCCGGGCCCCUCGGCGCCGGUGACGGAGGUCCGCUGCUCGGCCGCUCGUCCCCUCCGGCUGCUCGAGUGGAAGGUGAAGCCGGGCUCGCUGGUGAACGUGGACUCGGUUCUGGCGCUGUGCGUCCCGGUGGCAGCAGAGCGGGAGGCCGGAGCCGAGCUGGAGACGCCGAUGCCGGGGAGACAGCCGGAGAAGAGGGUCAAGUCGGACCGCGCCGGGGUGGUGCGGGAGCUUUGCUGUCAGCUGGGGCAGGUGGUCCCCCCGGGGGGUGUUUUAGUGCGACUGGAGGAAUGCAGCCAUCCCAUUGUGAUGAAGGGUCUGUGUGCUGAAUGUGGACAGGACUUGACCCAGCUGCAGAGUAAGAAUGGCAAACAGCAAGCGCCUGUCUCCACAGCGACUGUGUCCAUGGUGCACAGCGUCCCAGAACUGAUGGUCAGCUCAGAGCAAGCCGAGCAGCUGGGGAGGGAGGACCAGCAGCGGCUGCACCGGAACCGCAAGCUGGUGCUCAUGGUGGACCUGGACCAGACACUGAUCCACACCACAGAGCAGCAUUGCCAGCACAUGUCCAACAAGGGGAUCUUCCACUUCCAGCUGGGCCGAGGGGAGCCCAUGCUACACACACGCUUGCGCCCCCAUUGCAAGGACUUCCUGGAGAAGAUCGCCAAGCUCUAUGAACUGCACGUGUUCACCUUCGGCAGCCGCCUGUAUGCACACACCAUCGCAGGCUUUUUAGAUCCUGAGAAGAAGCUCUUCUCUCAUCGGAUUCUAUCAAGGGACGAGUGCAUUGACCCCUUCUCCAAAACAGGGAACCUCAGGAAUUUGUUUCCCUGUGGUGACUCUAUGGUUUGCAUCAUUGAUGACCGAGAGGACGUCUGGAAAUUUGCACCAAACCUUAUCACAGUGAAGAAAUACACCUAUUUCCAGGGAACGGGAGACAUCAAUGCUCCACCUGGCUCGCGGGAAGCUCAGAUGGCGAAGAGAGCUAACCACAUGAGCAAGCCAGCAGAGAGCCUAGACAACACACCGCUGCCUGUGGCACCCGAGGAGCAGAGCAAUGGCAUUCGCAAGCGGGGAAAGGAGCGGCCUGUAGGACGGGGUACGACGGAACAUGAGGAAAGGGGGAUCACGGGUAGGGGAGGCGAGGGCCUCAGCUCUCAAGAAGAGCCUGACGAACGGACUCACUCUUUUGGGGAAGGGGCAGAAACCCUGCGGAUUAGCAGUGGCCCAAGUGCUACAGAUGCGGAGGAUGGUGGUGCAGCAGAGGCAACUGUAGACACGCCCACCAGGGGUACAACCUCCAGUGACAGGACCAGCAACGACUUAGAGUUUGACCUGUCCAGCGACAGUGAGAGUGAUGUGGCCUUGGCGAACCCCUCGUCUUCAGACAGUGAGGUGGAGGGGACUCGUACUUGGAGGAAGAAGCAGGAGGCUGGAGGGGUGGAGCUGACAAGUGAGACGGAGCCUGCUAGAGAAGCGGAGCUGGUUGCUACGGAAGACCAGGUGGAGGGAGAGAAACACCCAGGAGAGGAUGGCAUUUCAGAACAGGAGGGCCUCCGGGAGCUGGACAACGGCUGUUUAGAUAAAAAAGAGGCGGAGACGGAGUCGCAGAACAGUGAGCAAUCAGGAGUGACUAUGGGGGAGGAGUCUUUAGACCAGAGCAUUGAGGAGGAGGAUGAAGGAGAGGAGCCUGACCUCGACCAGGAUGAUCACUUGAUCUACCUUGAGGAAGUUCUGACACGAAUUCACAGCGAGUAUUUCACCCGAUACGAGGCCUUCCUGAAGAAGGAAAGCCCCGAGAUGCCCGACAUCCGGAAGAUUGUUCCUGAGCUCAAGAGCAGGUCCCUGGGGGGCACCACGAUCGUGUUCAGCGGUCUGUACCCCACCAAUUACCCCAUGGAGAGAACCCGAGAGUUCUACCAUGCCAACGCACUAGGAGCCAAAAUCCAGAGGAACCUUCUCCUGAACCCCAAAGACCCAGAUCACACAACCCACCUCAUUGCAGCCCGAGCUGGCACUGAAAAGGUGCGUCAAGCUCAGGGCUGUCGACACCUGCACGUGGUGAACCCUGACUGGCUGUGGGCAUGCCUGGAGCGCUGGGAACAUGUCGAAGAGCGGCUCUUCCCCCUCAAGGAGGACUAUGCCAAAGCGCAGAGAAGCAGCAGUCCAGCCACGUUCCCAGAUCUCCAAGGUCCCUCCCACUCAGCUGUUUUCCAGCCGAUGCCAGCCCAACCAAAGCCCCCUCCAGCCCCGGAAGUACGGACAUACAACCCCAUCACGGGCAAGCUGAUCCGGAGAGGUCCGCAGGGCCCCCGCCAGCCCUCCUACAUCCAGGCCCCCACACAGGAAGGGCAGUCCUCAUUCAGGGUGGUGCAGCAGCCUACCCAGCAGGAGCGGGUCCCCUCCAGCCAGGACGAGGAACAGCCAGGCCCCUCGCGGAGGAAGCGACAGCCAAGCAUGUCGGAGACGAUGCCCCUCUACACGCUGUGCAAGGAGGACCUGGAGAGCAUGGACAAGGAGGUGGACGACAUCCUGGGGGAGGAAAGUGAUAAUGAGAGCGACGGAGGGAGGAAAGAGGAGAAGAUGGAGGAUGAGGGCAUAGCUGAAGAAGAGGAGGAAGAGCGGCCAGCGGUAAGCCAGCUGAAGGCGUUGGAGACAGACGUACGGGAGGAGGCAAAGGUGGCCGCCCAAGAAGAAACUGGCUCGACAGGAAGUGCUCCCAGGGGUCACAAACGGAAGUUGGAGGACAUCAAGGAUGAUGAUAAUGAAGAUGGCAGCAAUGAUGGAGGCGCCGACACAAUCAGCGAGUCCAGCAGGGAGUCCAAUGAGGACGAGGAGGGCAGCAGCUCGGAGGCAGAUGAAAUGGCUGCUGCCCUGGAGGCUGAACUGAAUGACUUCAUGUGACGUAGUCUAACGGCGAAUGGGAUGGGGGUGACCCCCAGUCUGAGAUCGAUCCUUGGACCCCCCUGGGUGCCACCUGACUGGACACAGUUGUGUGUCAGCACCAGAGUUUGCAGGAAUGUGGAAAUGGGUAUCAUAUAUGUCCCAGCUUUGAGAGCAAUUAGAGCAGUGCAGAGUCAGGGAUGUAUAAAAAGUCAUGCAGCUAGAAUAGAGGAUUUUAGGGGUAAUAAUGAGACAUGAUGGUGUUAAUGUUUUACUGUGUAAUAAAGUAGAGGGGGCUUUGUGGGUUUGUUUUAUUUGUGUCAUUUUGAUGGUUAUGGUUUUUAUAUUAAUGGAAAAAAAAUCAAUUGGUCAUACAUGCCAAAGAGUUUAAAUGGGCACAUCUGAGCCUAAAGACACAGUGACAUAUUUUUAGUGACUUUGUUUUCUCGUUUUGGAUUCUCCUUCACCUCUCCUGUUUUUAAACACUCAACUUUACCAGCAGUAAACUCAGACUCCUGAAUGUGUUGAAUAAGAAUUUUUCUGUCCUCUAAUUCAGUCGAACCACAAGAGCCUCAGCUGGAAGUAGAAGUGGAACGGAGCGAUGGGAAUAAGAGUCAAGAACACCACAGUGGAGGGCUCUUUGCCAGAUUAGACCAAGAGUGGCCUGCUUGGCAGCAGAAAUCCACAGCAUGGUAACUUGAAAGACCUUGGCAGGUAUUUCACGUGUGUUGGUUUUACAGCAGCACCGAUCUGUCUAGUGGUCCGCUUAGCGUGGCCUUCUGAAACAUUUUGAGUUUUCAACAGUUCAAGUUCUGUGGAUGGCUGGAGGUGCAGAGUUCAAGGUGGAAUAGCAAACUGUACUGCUGUAACGCUUGGCAUCUGGGGCACGUUUUUGCGCAGCCAUACUGUCCAUGUGCUGUGGUCUCCACCAGCCGCCCACGUGUUCUGUUCGACCUUCCUCUUUUCUGCUGUUUUUUUUGUGCUGUGUUUAUUUUUAAUGAAAGGACUAAUGUGAAGUUUUUGUAUAUUCUAUUUCAUAUUUGA
Messenger RNA from Scleropages formosus (Asian bonytongue), 4013 nucleotides. It is a transcript of the gene ctdp1, whose product is annotated as CTD (carboxy-terminal domain, RNA polymerase II, polypeptide A) phosphatase, subunit 1. Bases 72 to 2990 code for a protein of 972 amino acids. The transcript is spliced from 13 exons. Gene Ontology annotation, molecular function: RNA polymerase II CTD heptapeptide repeat phosphatase activity. The record is from RefSeq and is a predicted model, not a curated record. NCBI's taxonomy places the organism in Eukaryota, Metazoa, Chordata, Actinopteri, Osteoglossiformes, Osteoglossidae. Gene Ontology annotation, cellular component: nucleus.